Molecule: messenger RNA, 1181 nt
Organism: Musa acuminata AAA Group (dessert banana)
Lineage: Eukaryota; Viridiplantae; Streptophyta; Magnoliopsida; Zingiberales; Musaceae
Product: WUSCHEL-related homeobox 9-like
Exons: 2
Coding region: 307-828 (173 amino acids)
Biological process (GO): plant organ development
Molecular function (GO): DNA-binding transcription factor activity; DNA binding
Source: RefSeq, a predicted model, not a curated record
AGCAAUAAGACAGAGAUGUAUCAGACACGAUGGCGCUUGGAUAUGUACGACCAUAAUUAAUAUGACCUAAGGAUGUCUGCUCGUAGGUCGAGAUGUUUGAACAGUGGCAGCUUUUGCGCAUGUCCCCCCGGCACGACCAGAGCGAGCAUUAUGUUACUGGAUCAGCUUUAAGAUCUGCCACCAGAUCCUUCUCUUCCACUUGUAUAUAAGUUGCUGCCUUCGGAUCUAUUGAUUUCAGAACUCACUGAGAGCUUAAAGGUCUGAGGGCAAGGAAAAGGCCAAAAGAGGGUGGGAGAGUACUGAGCUAUGGGCGAGGGAGAGCGGGCGGCGGAGUCGGGCGGGUUUAGCGCGACGAGGGCCGGCGCCAAGUGCGGCCGCUGGAACCCGACGGCCGAGCAAGUGAAGGUGCUGACGGAUCUGUUCCGGUCCGGGCUCCGGACGCCGAGCACCGACCAGAUCCAGAUGAUCUCCGCCCAUCUCAGCGCCUUCGGCAAGAUCGAGAGCAAGAACGUGUUCUACUGGUUCCAGAACCACAAGGCCCGCGAGCGCCACCACAAGAAGCGCCGCCGUGGCCCCCGAGACGAAGAAGACGACGACGGAGACCACCAGAAAGCAAGAAGCAGAUGCUUAGCCAGCUGUACGAAGGGGAAGCAGGACUUGUUCUGGCAGCGGCAGGAGAGAGAGACCGAGACGCUGGAGCUGUUCCCUCUGAAGUCUUGCAGCUCUGACGAGGAGAAGGUGAUGUCGAUGAGGAGCGAGCUGUGGGGAAGACCAUUCUUGGACGCCGCAAGAGACCCGCCGUUGGAUCUGCGCUUGAGCUUUAUAUAGAGUAGGUCAGAGUGAGUGACCCAUGCUUUGGCCUGCAGGGAAGAAGGCUUCGACUGUACUCAAAGUCAUAGCUUCUGUGUGUACCCACGGAUGAACUUGAGUGCAUGCCGAGGAGGAAGAAGAGAUAAAGAACUGCAUUCGGUUUCAAAUUUCUACUGAACUCUUUCUUUUGUUUUCUGGGAUCCAAGUACAAAUCACUGUGACGACACAUGGUUCCGACUGUACCCUGGACGACAGGGAUCUUGAGAUUUCGUGUGCUUCUGCAUGUGGAUUUGACUGCAUGCUCCGCGGUUCUUUUGCUCGUCGGGAAGUCCGCCUGCUGCUCCAUAGAAAUCACCACCAGCAUAGCUUUG